GCAAUUUCCAAUACAAAGAGCCGAACCCUGUCAUUCUUUCUUGGCAUUGGUGUCAGCCCCGGCUGGAAUCUCAGCAUUGCUUUCAGGUUACCUCCUUUCAGAACAAAGCCGCCCGAAAUCUUCAACUACGUCAAGUGACGCUGUCCAAUUAUAUUUCUUAAAUGAGCUAAUUCGCUUAUCGACGUUAUUCCGUCCGAACCUGUCUUGUCGAGGACAUGGUAUACUUGAACCCCAUGCGAUCCGAGUGUAGAGAGUAGCCAGGGGUAGGACGACGAAGCGGAUUAGAUAUUUAUUAUGAUGAUAUUCAUCACCGUCGCUCAAGGAGCUUGAUUCCAUUAUUAUUCCACCCCGUACCACCCGAUCUAACAAAUCUACGAUCUUGUCUUCUCUUCCUGUUGUUUCUACUCUUUUCCUCGUGCCUCAAUCCCUGCCUAUGAAAGUCUUCGGCCUCCCCCACCUCACGAAAUAAAGCUUAAAUCGGGGUGGCCGUGUGCGUACAUAAGACUCGGCCAUAGCUUACGUCUUUCAUUGGAUACAAGGUCUCGUUCUCUACGGCACACAGAACUAAGACAAAGCUAUAGACUAUUCUGUCACCAUGUCGGACUCAAGCAGCAGUCGACGGACAAGUCGCAACUACGAUACUGGCUUUCCGGAUGCAUUCGCUGAAUAUACCACUUCUCUGCGUCAUCCAGACGCAAACGUUAGUCCAGGGGCUUGUAUUUCAGCCGAGGAUAUUGAUCCGUCGAAAACACUACACCGGACGCAUAGGUCCUUCCUAGCGAAGCAUAAGCGUACCAUCGCUCACGGUAGAAUCGGUCAGAACACGAGCCAAAAACGCUCGAACAGUUCGGUCGUGAUCAUUCCUACAGCUGACAGUGCUGUUGACGUAGGUGACCUGAAACGUACAGGCACGAACGGAAGCAUUGGACAUUCGUCUAAGGAUGGGGCCGAGAGCAUCGACCGCGUGGAGGUAUCUACUAACGGGGAUUGCUCUCCGUCCUCCCCCACAGACGAAGAUGACCUCGCUGACGAUGGGCGACAAAGAAACAAGCUCUUCCGAAAAUGGCGCCUUCAGAAGGACUAAGUGAAUUGGGGCGGACGGUCGACGAUAGACUGCGACAAUUAUUGAAUCACGGGUAAAGAGUUGCUAUCAGCUGUUAGGAGUCGGGGAUGUUAGAUAGGUAACUAGUAAUUUGCGACUUGGGGGCUCGACACCGAGGGGGGGGCUUGCUUCAAAAUUUGG
Daldinia loculata is the source of this 1243-nucleotide messenger RNA. RefSeq lists its product as uncharacterized. Bases 596 to 1084 code for a protein of 162 amino acids. The transcript is spliced from 2 exons. NCBI's taxonomy places the organism in Eukaryota, Fungi, Ascomycota, Sordariomycetes, Xylariales, Hypoxylaceae. The record is from RefSeq and is a predicted model, not a curated record.